UUUAGUAAGCUAAGUAGUAGUUAAAUUAGCCGCUGAGUUAAGGGUGGCGGUGGCUGCCAUAGCAACCGCUACUGAAACACUAGGCUAGUUGUUUGUUGUUAGCUUCUGUGUUAGCCUUUAACAUGACGUCGAACAGACUUCAGUUUCUAAUUUCGCGAUAGUCAGUCAGUCGGUGUCAGUCGACAAUGUUGUCUCUUGUUGCGUUUGUUUAUAUUUCUCCGUUUUAACCUCGCUCGUCGAUGUUUAACAAGCUGUCUAUGAUGUCAGACUGUGUGGUUGUGGAGUUGAGUUUAGCUAACUUGGUAAUUUCCACGACAUCCAGUGAGCUAACGCUAGCCACCGAGGCCGUUAACUUCAGUUUCAGAAUCCUUGAACUAGUAUGGAUGUAGAUGACUGUAAUGGCCGAUCCUACAUAUCAGGCAGUGGAGACUCCUCAUUGGAAAGAGAGUUUUCUGGGGCCUUUGGAGGCGCAACAGUGAGCACCCCAAACAGCAAGGAGAACUCUCCAAGUCGUUCCCUCAGUGCCAACUGUAUUAAAGUGGAGCUGUACAGCGAUGAAGACUUAGGUCGUGGUCAAGAGGAUGAAAAGACGGAGCGGGCAGAGGAAGGAGGUCCAGGGCAGGAAUCAGAGUCUGGAGGAGGCUACAGGGAGCUCACUAAUCCUGAAGUCAUGCCAGCUGGAGCCACCAGACUACCAAAUGGAAAGCUCAAGUGUGACAUCUGUGGAAUGAUCUGCAUCGGUCCUAAUGUUCUUAUGGUGCACAAACGCAGCCACACAGGUGACUCUUUGGUUACCUUCAGAUAAAUAAUUUCACUAAAAAGAUGUCUUAAAUUUUUAUUUGUAAAUAACUUGAAUUGGAAUUAGAAAAUGUGCACAAAUUUUAAACUCUUUCUAAGCCGGUGAAC
This is a messenger RNA of Austrofundulus limnaeus, 906 nucleotides long. RefSeq names its product zinc finger protein Eos. The coding region runs from base 380 to 805 and encodes 141 amino acids. Lineage: Eukaryota; Metazoa; Chordata; Actinopteri; Cyprinodontiformes; Rivulidae. The record is from RefSeq and is a predicted model, not a curated record. The transcript is spliced from 4 exons.